This is a messenger RNA of Lachancea lanzarotensis, 1533 nucleotides long. It is a transcript of the gene TBF1, whose product is annotated as LALA0S10e01860g1_1. The transcript has a single exon. Gene Ontology annotation, biological process: telomere maintenance via telomere lengthening. Lineage: Eukaryota; Fungi; Ascomycota; Saccharomycetes; Saccharomycetales; Saccharomycetaceae. The coding region runs from base 1 to 1533 and encodes 510 amino acids. Gene Ontology annotation, molecular function: protein homodimerization activity; double-stranded telomeric DNA binding. The record is from RefSeq and is a predicted model, not a curated record.
AUGCCAGGGGCAUCUUCAGCAGAUGAGUUUGAAGACCAAAGCUUAAGUGGAAAGAAACCAGGCCGUUUACACACGGAACUGCCGUUUAGGACGCAAUUGAACAUCGAUUCCAUCACUUUACUGGAAAACGUAUCUACUCAACUUUUGAAGCUGCUCAAGACCAGCAAUAUAGAGGUUUUGAUGCAAUUAACGGUUCCAAAUAAUGCAGAUGUAGUUGAAGCGGAGGUCUUUGACACUCUAUUCGAAUUGUUUGUGCAAGUGAAAAAGGUGUAUUCUGAGCUGCCUUUGCUGCGUGUCAGUGAUGUGGCUCCUGGCUUGUGGCUUGCGGACGAGCAAUGCCCUUACGUUUUGAAAUCGAAAGAAAGUUUGAUCCUAGCUGCCAUUCGAAAGGCUAACGUCGCAACCUAUCUUCUUUCAAUUAUGGGCAGGUUACAAUACGGAUUUUCGUUCUUGGACGACAACUUCAUCGAAAUUUUUGCACCCGAAGGACGAGAGCUGCCGUCUGAGGUAGAUCGAGUACUGGCCACCUCACUGGGCAGGCUUUUGAAGCCGCAAGCGGUUUUAUAUCUAAAUCUGAAGACACAGGCAUACAUCUCAGCGAUGGAUCCCUGGAAAGAAUGCAGUGCCGAGGAGCUGGCUCGUACAAAGCAGGAGAUACUGGAUCAAAUAUUCCCUGCGAACAUGAAAGCGUUUUUGUUGACGAAAAAGCGAUUGCGUACCAAUCGGCUUAGUCCCUCCGAGGAGGACUUUAUGACAAGAUGUUCGCACAGAAGAGAAAAGCUAGCAGCGCAUGCAUCAAUCGAGGAGCUGGCCCGCGAAUAUGACUGGAUGGAUUUUUUCAGAGAGAUGUUUUUUUACGUUCAGCGGAAUCUCACUAUGCUGGUCUGGGGACGAAAAAACAAUGAUAAUCUUGAUUGCCUCGAUGAUUCUGAAUCUGGGGCAACUGAUACGAAUGCACGCCCCUUGGCAUCUAACCCACUCCCACAGUCUGUGGAUAGUCCUGUGGGGGCUUCCUCCAGAAGCAGGACGCCUCCAACGCUCACGAAAGAGAGAAGAGUAGACUCUAGGCAUAAACAAAAAAGACUUUGGACCAAACAAGAGGAAGCCGCACUGGUCGAGGCACUCAAAUUCAAUGGACCAGCGUGGUCAAAGAUUCUUGAACUACACGGAGCGGGCGGAAGUCUUUCUGAAGCCUUGAAAAGGCGAACUCAAGUGCAACUAAAAGACAAAGCUCGCAACUGGAAAAUGUAUUUCCUGAAAGGUGGUCAACCAGUUCCCGAUUAUCUGACAAAAGUGACUGGUGAUUUAGAAAGAGAUGAAAGAUCUCGGUUGAGAUUUAGAAAACGUGCUGUUAAGCCGUCGUCAGCCACUUUGAAUAGCGACACUUCAGUGAGCCCGCAUAGCGAGAAGGAACUUCGACAAAUUGCUACAGUAGGCGUACUACAGACAGAGCCAUCAAGGCCAUUAGACAAACUUGAGACUCCAAAUCCAACGCAAACCAAUUUCAAUGGCAUGGCUAGUCCAGAGGUAUAA